AUGAAAAAUCUACACGAGUUUCUUUCUUUCUCUUUUUUUUUUUGUAAUAAACUGUUAUGGCUUCUUUUUGUUUCUUUGGUUUCUUUUAGCUUCUUUCUGCUUCUUUGGUUUCUUUUGGCUUCUUUUUUUCUUUGGUUUCUUUUAGCUUUUUUUUUGUUUCUUUGGUUUCUUUUAGCUUCUUUGGUUUCUUUUAGUUUUGUUUCUUUGGUUUCUUUUAGCUUCUUUCUGCUUCUUUGUUUUUCUUUCUUUCUGCUUCUUUUUUGGUUUCUUUUUUCUUUCUUCUUCUUUCUGCUUCUUUUGUUUUCUUUGGCUUCUUUCUGCUUCUUUUUGUUUCUUUUAGCUUCUUUCUGCUUCUUUUUUUCUUUUAGCUUCUUUCUGCUUCUUUUGUUUCUUUUAGUUUCUUUUCUUCUUUUCUUUUUGUUUCUUUUAAGCUUCUUUUUUGUUUCUUUUUGUUUCUUUUGCUUCUUUUUCUUUGGUUUCUUUUUGCUUUUAGCUUUUUCUGUUUCUUUUUUCUUUCUUUUCUUUUUUGUUUCUUUUAGCUUCUUUUGCUUCUUUUUUUUUCUUUGCUUCUUUCUGCUUCUUUUUUUUUCUUUUAGCUUCUUUCUGCUUCUUUUGGUUUCUUUUUUGCUUCUUUCUUUCUUUGGUUUCUUUUUAGCUUUUUCUCUUCUUUCUGCUUCUUUGGUUUCUUUUAGCUUCUUUCUGCUUCUUUUUGUUUCUUUUAGCUUCUUUCUGCUUCUUUUUGUUUCUUUUAGCUUCUUUCUGCUUCUUUUUGUUUCUUUUAGCUUCUUUCUGCUUCUUUUUGUUUCUUUUAGCUUCUUUCUGCUUCUUUUUGUUUCUUUUAGCUUCUUUUUGUUUCUUUUGUUUCUUUUAAAACUUCUUUCUGCUUCUUUUUGUUUCUUUUUUUUAGCUUCUUUCUGCUUCUUUUUUCUUUUAGCUUCUUUUGUUUCUUUUUCUUUUGCUUCUUUCUGCUUCUUUUGGUUUCUUUUUAGCUUCUUUUGCUUCUUUUGGUUUCUUUUAGCUUUCUGCUUCUUUUGGUUUCUUUUAGCUUCUUUCUGCUUCUUUGGUUUCUUUUUGAAACUGCUUCUUUGGUUUCUUUUAGCUUCUUUCUGCUUCUUUGGUUCUUUUAGCUUCUUUCUGCUUCUUUGGUUUCUUUUAAGCUUCUUUUGCUUCUUUGGUUUCUUUUUUUCUUUUUGCUCUUUUAAUUCUUUUUUUUUUUUGGUUUCUUUUAGCUUCUUUUUGUUUCUUUUAGUUUCUUUUAGCUUCUUUUUGUUUCUUUUAGCUUCUUUUUGCUUCUUACUACUUUAG
This is a messenger RNA of Acanthosepion pharaonis, 1305 nucleotides long. The record is from the annotation of a GenBank genome assembly. NCBI's taxonomy places the organism in Eukaryota, Metazoa, Mollusca, Cephalopoda, Sepiida, Sepiidae.